This is a messenger RNA of Paramecium tetraurelia, 792 nucleotides long. RefSeq lists its product as uncharacterized. The transcript has 6 exons. The record is from RefSeq and is a predicted model, not a curated record. Lineage: Eukaryota; Ciliophora; Oligohymenophorea; Peniculida; Parameciidae.
AUGGAACCACAGUUCGAAGUAAAUCAGACCAUCCAAUUUCAAUUAUGUAAAACCUAAUCCUGUUGGGAAAAUGGAGUUAUCACCACCAUAUUCACAAAUAGAACACCUAUUUAAUAUGUAGUUCAAACAUCAAAUAACGAGAAACUCUACCUGAAUGAGCAAUAAAUCAAGGCAAUUAAAUCUGUUACAAAAACACAUCAAGUCUCUUAUAAUAUUGAAUUCUAACGAAUACUCUCGUAAUUAAUUAUGCAAAAGAAUGAAGACUAAUUGAUUGAAGAGUUAAAAUCUCUGCUCAAACGAAUCACACCUGAAUAAGUUAUGAAAGAACAGAAUGGAGCCAAGAUCAUUUACACUACUUAUCAAUUUCUAAUAAUGAGAAAACCUUCUAUUCUUAGAAAUUAUCCCUUUGCUCCCACAAAUCUAGUACUUAAACAAAUGAAGAAACUAGUUUAUGCAAUCAAAAAAGAAGUGCUCAAAAAUUCGAACUUAAUUUAAAUACAAACACAUUCCAACAAAAAUCAAAAUUCAUUUAAGCAUAUUAAAUUACAGAAGCAAACACAAAAACUAUCACGUAAGCUGACUCAAGUUUAUGAUGACUCUGAAAAAGAAGAGUAACCUACUGCCUUCUAUGCAAAUUUGUUACCUAAUAAAUCAGCAUUUAGACCAUAUAAAUCCGAUUCUAUGAAUCAUCAAUUUGAAUAAUUAUCUAUUUAAACUAAACCCUCACCCAAAAUCGAUUAAAUUAAAACUAUCUAUUUCAAACCCAUUAUUAUCUAAGGACUACUGUGUUGA